This is a messenger RNA of Zasmidium cellare ATCC 36951, 306 nucleotides long. RefSeq lists its product as uncharacterized. The transcript has a single exon. The record is from RefSeq and is a predicted model, not a curated record. Lineage: Eukaryota; Fungi; Ascomycota; Dothideomycetes; Mycosphaerellales; Mycosphaerellaceae. The coding region runs from base 1 to 306 and encodes 101 amino acids.
AUGAGCUCCGACAAACCCAACGCCCAAACCCAAACACAACCGCGCUCCCGCCGCGCCUGCAGCGAUCCCAUCGGCAACGGCAUCGUCGGCGAAACCACCACCUCAUCAAGCGCAUCGAAGGGCUGCGGCGUAUGCCACAACAACGACAACUACGGCUACGGAAGCAGUGUAUGUGGACGGUGUAAUCGGUGUCAUGGAUGCGGAAGUUCGAAUAAUGGCAUUGGGCCUUUUCAGGCGGUGUAUUUUGGUGGGAAAAAGGUCGUGAGGAAGGUUGGGGAGGUUGUUGGUGGUGGUGGGGGGAAGUAA